Messenger RNA from Pungitius pungitius (ninespine stickleback), 3002 nucleotides. Its product is annotated as atrial natriuretic peptide receptor 1-like. The record is from RefSeq and is a predicted model, not a curated record. Gene Ontology annotation, cellular component: plasma membrane. Gene Ontology annotation, biological process: cGMP biosynthetic process; protein phosphorylation; intracellular signal transduction. The transcript is spliced from 23 exons. The coding region runs from base 159 to 2723 and encodes 854 amino acids. Gene Ontology annotation, molecular function: peptide receptor activity; ATP binding; guanylate cyclase activity. Lineage: Eukaryota; Metazoa; Chordata; Actinopteri; Perciformes; Gasterosteidae.
CUCUCUCUCUCUCUCUCUCUCUCUCUGUCUCUCUCUCUCUCUCUCUCUCUCUCUCUCUCUCUCUCUCUCUCUCUCUCUCUCUGUCUCUCUCUCUCUGUCUCUCUCUCUCUCUCUCUCUCUCUCUGUCUCUCUCUCUCUGUCUCUCUCUCAGCAGCACGAUGAAGAACCAAAGCCGUGUUUUUCUGCUCUGGGUGUGUGCAGGUCUGACCUUCUGUUGGCACGACCUUGACAACAGUGAGUACGACUGUUGGCCUCUAGAGAAACCAAACGAGUACAACAUGAUGGACUGUGGAGGUCUGGAGAUGUCCUGGGUGGAGCGUCCUCCGGAGACGGUGAAGAGCGGCGAGUUCUUCAGCGUCACGUACUCGGUGACGGCCACGGACUCUUUCUACUUCUGGGCCGUAGAGAACCACAUCUUCCCCGACAGCUCCAUCUCCACUGCUGAGGCCGCUCGGAGCUUCUGUGAACAUCUGGACUGUCCGUCCAACUGGAGAGACGCUGAUGGAGAAAACUGCUGCAUCCACCACGCCAACAUCCACUCCUGUCCUCUGGGUCACAUGACGGAGAGCAUCUGCGGCCCCUGGAUCCCCGACGACGGGAAGAUCUUCACUCACACCAUCUCCACCUCGGGCCGGAUGACCCAGACCAACUGGACCGCCAAGGUGGUGCUGUUCCACGCCGGCCUGACCUCGCUCAUCGCCCACAUCCGGGUGGGCCGCAUGCAGGUGGCGCUGGAGGCCAAGAGCACGGUGCAGCCGGCUGUGGUGUGUGGCGACGGCGUCUGCGAGGAGGCGGAGCUUUGCUCAACUUGCCCGGCGGACUGCGGCGAAUGCCCCAUGACCCUGUCCACCAAGAUGGCCGUCGGCCUGCCGCUGGGUCUGCUCUGCCUCUGCUUUGUGCUGACGGUCGUGUGGCUCCGGUACCAGAAACAGAAGCUUCUGUGGGACGAGAGCUGGAUCAUCGACUUCUCAAAGAUCAAGCAAGAUCAGGAGGCCCGGAUGACCAUGGGCAGCAUCAUGAGUGUACCGGUGGGGAACAGCAACAGCAACAGCAGCUGUGUGACGGCGCUGAGCUACACGGGACAACCAGGGGCACGGAGAACGCUCUUCACCUGCACCGGGAUCUAUGACGGCAGGACGGUGGCCAUCAAGAGGAUCCAAACCAAAUCGUUCUACCUGUCCAAGGCCAUCCGACAGGAAGUUCAACAAGUCAGGGAGCUCGAUCACCCCAACCUCUGCAAGUUUGUGGGCGGUUGCGUGGAGGUGCCGGACGUUGCCAUAGUGACGGAGUACUGCCCAAAGGGAAGCCUCAACGACGUCCUCCUCAACGAGGAUGUCCCGCUCAACUGGGGCUUCAGGUUCUCGUUCGCCACAGACAUCGCCAGAGGGAUGUCGUACCUGCACCAGCACCGGAUCUGUCAUGGCCGACUCAAGUCUCUGAACUGUGUGCUGGACGACCGCUGGGUCUGCAAGAUCACAGAUUACGGGCUGAGGACGUUCCGUAGAGACGACGGGUCGGAGCCUCUCUCCCCCUAUCAGCAGAGCCUUCUUGAGGUGUACACGCCGCCCGAAUUCAGCAGGUCCAACGUGGAGCCCACGCUAGCAGCAGACGUGUUCAGUUACUCCAUCAUCCUGCUGGAGAUCGCCACCCGCAGCGACCCGGUUCCAGUGGAGGAGGCCGCUGUGGAGAGCUCCUGGUGUCCUCCUCUGCCAGAGCUCAUCUCCAGCAGAGCUGAAGCUUGUCCAUGUCCCUCCGACUACGUCGAGCUGAUCCGCCGGUGUCGUGCUCACAACCCCGUCCAGCGACCCACCUUUGAGCAAAUCAAGAAGUUUGUCCAGCGGAUCAACCCGGUGAAAGUCAGCCCGGUGGACAUGAUGAUGACCCUGAUGGAGAAGUACAGCAAACAUCUGGAGGUGCUGGUGGCCGAGCGGACGCAGGAUCUAACCCACGAGAAGCAGAAGACCGACCGGCUGCUCUACAGUAUGCUCCCUAAGCAGGUAGCGGACGACCUGCGACAGGGCAAACCGAUGCAGGCUCAGAGCUACGUCAGCGCUACCAUCUUCUUCAGUGACAUCGUGGGCUUCACACAGCUCUCCAGCAGCAGCACUCCUUACCAGGUCGUGGACUUCCUCAACAAGCUCUACACCACCUUCGAUGACAUCAUCGACAACUACGACGUCUACAAGGUGGAGACCAUCGGAGACGCCUACAUGGUGGUGUCCGGGGUUCCUCGGGAGAACGGGAUCCUUCACGCCUCAGAGAUCUCCAGCAUGGCUCUGGACCUGGUGGGGGUCUGCCGCACCUUCAGGAUCCCCCACAAGCCCUCCACCCAGCUGCAGAUACGGGCCGGCAUCCACUCAGGUCCGGUGGUGGCCGGCGUCGUGGGGACCAAGAUGCCUCGGUACUGUUUGUUUGGAGAUACAGUGAACACAGCUUCGAGGAUGGAGUCCUCCAGUCUGGCCCUGAAGAUUCAGUGCAGCUCCAGCACCUUCUACCUGCUGGAGGAGAUCGGCGGAUACCUGCUGGACUGCAGAGGCGUGAUGCAGGUCAAGGGAAAGGGGGACAUGAAGACCUACUGGCUGGAGGGGAAGAAGACGUCUCUGGUCUCCAAGGGCUGCGACGCCAUGACGACCAAACGCGUUUCCACGGAGACUGUGAAAGAGCGAGGGACACACCUGUCCAUGCCGGGUCUGAUGGACAACGACCUCCUCCACGCCGCCUAGGCAGUGCUAGUGUGCUACACGCUACAUGCUAAGAGCGUCAUGCUACAUGCUACACAUGUUUAAACACGCUAAUAAAUAUAUUGGUAGGAAUGUUGAGUCAAAGCUAACAGAGUGUAUUCAACCUUAAAUUGUUUUAUGUAGUAGGAGUAUUUAGUAAAUCAAUAAAACAUUUAAUAUUAAAUGUGUCACGUGACAGAAUCAAACUCAGUAGUUUCUCUGCUAUGAAGCGGCUCUAAACUCACAUGUUAAUUAAUUAUAACCUAUACUUUUAUGGAAAUA